Rattus rattus (black rat) is the source of this 3161-nucleotide messenger RNA. Its product is annotated as zinc finger protein 60-like. Bases 510 to 2573 code for a protein of 687 amino acids. The transcript has 6 exons. The record is from RefSeq and is a predicted model, not a curated record. Gene Ontology annotation, biological process: regulation of DNA-templated transcription. Lineage: Eukaryota; Metazoa; Chordata; Mammalia; Rodentia; Muridae.
UGCAUGCUGGGAUCUCUCUGAAACGCCGGGUUACUUGAAGGCUUCGCUAGCUCCAGAAACAUCCAAGGGUCUUUGGCAACCCGGUGCCACCAAUACGGAAGGUCUUAUCUUUCUGGUUGAAAGAAGAAAUUGCUGGUUGGCUUCGGUCUCCACAGAGGAUGGAGCGGAGGACUAAGCAUCACUAAGGAGAAGUCAGGUGACUAGUCUGAAGGGAAGCUUUCCCUGAGGUUCAGACUCGAGCUUGGGGGGAAGCACAUGAUGCCGGAACUACCUCCCAGGGUCGCCUAGGGGGGCAGCUGCUUGUUGAAUUCCGUAAGCAUCUCAGAGCCCUAGCCACGUGAGUGUUGUGGGAAGUGAAGGAAGAAGUGCUCAGUGAGGAUGCUCUCGGAUACAGUCUGGGAUCUCAUGCUCCUCCCCUAGUCGGGCAUUAUUCCAAAGGAGAGCUGGAGAAGAAUGAAAGCAUUAUUGCUACACAUCUAAGGCCCAAGGGGGAAGAAGCCUGAAGAAGAAUGGCCAGCUCCAGUUCUCAACACACGGUCUGUGGGUCAGUGACAUUUAGGGACGUGGCUGUUGACUUCUCUCAGGAGGAGUGGGCCUGCCUGGAUGCUACUCAGAAGGUCCUCUACAGGGACACGAUGUUGGAGACCUACAGCCACCUCGUCACAUUGGUAGGAAGUUGCAUUUCCAAGCCAUAUCUGAUCACCUUACUAGAGCAGGAGAAAGAGCCCUGGAUGGCUGUGAAGGAAGAAACAGACAGGCCGAGCCCAGAUUUGGAGUCAGAAUAUGAAACUCAAGAACUAUUUCCAGAUAACCACAUAUAUACUAUAAAUUUAUUAUCCAAACAGACCAUAAGGCAUAUAAGUGAAACUUUUGAACUUAAGGGCUCCAGUUUUAGUAAUGGCCACAACUAUAGUACAUUCAGAGGACUACAGGAUUGUCAAGAAGGAGAUGUUGAUCAAAAGAAUACUAACAAGGAAAAAGUACCCACUUACACCUGCCACACUCUAACUCACAGUUUAGAAAAACUAUAUGAAUGUAAGGAGUAUGGGAAGUACUUUGGUUGUAGUUCAACUCUUACUCAGUAUCAGAGUAGUCAUUCUGUAGAAAAACCCUAUGAAUGUAAGGAUUGUGGGAAGGCCUUCAAAAUACAACAGCAUCUUACAAGACAUCUGAACGCUCACAGUGAUGAGAGACCUUUUGAAUGUAGUGAAUGUGGUAAGUCUUUCAAGCAUGACUCCAGCCUUGUUCAACAUAAGUUUCUUCAUGCUGGUGUGAAACCAUUUGAAUGUAAUGAGUGUGGGAAAGCCUUUAAUCGUCGCUCAAACUUCAUGCGUCAUCAGAAAAUUCAUUCUGGUAAGAAACCCUUUCACUAUGAAGAGUAUGGAAAUGCCUUGAAUGUUCUAGCAGAGCUCAUCACUCAGCCCCGGAACAUUCAUACUGGAAAGAAAUCAUUUGAAUGUAAACAGUGUGGAAAGAUAUUCAAUAGUGGCUCCUACCUUAUGCAGCACCAGAAUAUUCACACCAGUGAGAAAGCCUUUGGGUGUAAUGUAUGUGGGAAAGCUUUUAGGCUUCAAGCAUAUCUUUCUGAGCAUCAGAAAACUCACACUGAUGAGAAGCCUUUCCAGUGUAAGUUGUGUGGGUCAGUCUUCAGACGUAAGUACCAUCUUACUGAACAUCAGAGAAUCCAUACUGAUGUGAAACUAUAUCAGUGUGAGGAAUGCGGAAAAUUCUUUCGUCGACGCUCAAAUUUUAUUGAGCAUCAGAGUAUUCACAGUAAUGUGAAACCUUAUAAAUGUAAGCUGUGUGGAUUAGACUUCAGACUUCAGUCCCUACUUAAUCAACAUCAGAGAAUUCAUACUGAUGAAAAACCAUACCAGUGCAAGGAAUGUGGGAAAUUCUUCCGUCGAAGGUCAAAUUAUACCGAGCAUCAGAGUAUUCACACUAAUGUGAAACCUUACAAGUGUAAUCUGUGUGGGUCAGCCUUCAGACUUCAGAGCCUACUUACUCAACAUCAGAGAAUUCAUACUGGUGAAAAACCAUAUGAAUGCAAGGAAUGUGGGAAAUUCUUUCGUAGAAGUUCAAAUUUUAUUGAGCAUCGGAGUAUUCACAGUAAUGUGAAACCUUUCAAGUGUAAGCUGUGUGGGUCAGACUUCAGACUUCAGUCCCUGCUUAAUCAACAUCAGAGAAUCCAUACUGGUGAAAAACCAUAUCAGUGCAAGGAAUGUGGGAAAUUGUUUCGUCGAAGGUCAAAUUAUACUGAGCAUCAGAGUAUUCACAGUAAUGUGAAACCUUUCAUGUGUAAGCUGUGUGGGUCAGCUUUCAGACUUCAGUCCCUACUUACUCAACAUCAGAGAAUUCAUACUGGUGAAAAACCAUAUCAGUGCAAGGAAUGUGGGAAAUUCUUUCGGAGAAGUUCAAAUUUUACUGAGCAUCAGAGUGUUCACACUGGAAAGAAACCCUUUGACUGUAAGAAAUGUGGAAAAGCCUUUAGACUUAAUAUACAUCUUAUUCGCCACCAGAGAUUUCAUAAUGGUGAAAAUGCAAAGAGUGUAGAGAGGCCUUUUGUCUUAUGAGCCAUAAAACAAAUUUAUUCAGGUUAAAAACAAUUUGAAUGCAAGGAAUGUUGGAAGUCCUUUAAAUGUGUCUCCACUCUUAUUUGACAUAGGGUUAUUCAUGCUGCUGUGAAACCAUAUGAAUGUAAUGAGUGUGGGAAAGGCUUUGAUUGUUCAAAGCUCAUGCAACAUCAGAAAAUUGAUUCUGAUGAGAAACCGAUUCAGUGUAAGGAAUGUGGAAAGGCCUUCACUGUUCUGGCUCAGCUUACUAAGUACCAGAGCAUUCGUGCUGGAAAGAAGUCCUUUGAAUGUGAGUGAACAGUGCUGGUCAGCUUUCAGACUUGGUACCAACUUAUUCAACAUCAGAAAAUCCAUACUGAUGUGAAACCCUAUCAGUGCAAGGAAUGUGGAAAAGGCUUUGUUCAUGGUCCAAGACUUAGAAUUUAUGAGAGAACCCACAAUUGUGAUUCAUACUGGUGAGAAACCUAACCAAUGUGAAGAAUGUAUAAAGGUCUUUAGUCAAAAAUCAAGCUAGUUGGGCUCUACAUUUCAUAUUAGUAGAAGCCUUAUGAAUAUAAAGAAUGUGAAAAGGCCAUUAACAAUAAUUCU